AUGCAAGGCACAUCCAACCAGAGUCCAGUGAGCUCACACCUUUUGAUCUUUCCAGAACGACGACUCCCAGGUUCCAACACAGAGGACCCCCAACCGAGAACAUGGUCCGGCCUGUUGUCACCUGCGGCCUUGUGGCAUUCUUGCAGCUCUGCGGAUUUGCUCUCUUGUCGCCUCACCCGCCUGGCCACCCCUCCCUUUCCUUCGGCUUGCGUCUCUUGGGUUCUUUUCCGCUUCUUGGCUUUCGUGGCCAACACACCACAAUCCUAUUUUGCCCGAACCGCUACACACCUCCCUCACUCGCUUGUCCCAAAUGGAUCGCAUGCACAGCAGGCGAGUCGACUUAGUCGAGUAGCAGAGGAAAGUGGGCGAACAUUGACUUGA
This is a messenger RNA of Colletotrichum costaricense, 381 nucleotides long. RefSeq lists its product as uncharacterized. The coding region runs from base 1 to 381 and encodes 126 amino acids. NCBI's taxonomy places the organism in Eukaryota, Fungi, Ascomycota, Sordariomycetes, Glomerellales, Glomerellaceae. The transcript has 2 exons. The record is from RefSeq and is a predicted model, not a curated record.